GCCGCACCUCCGCCGCCCGCCAGUCCCACUCCGAGCAGCAGCGCGUCAGCACCUCCCCGCCGACACCAUGAGCCCCCUGGCCGUCCUGGCCGCCCUGGCCCUCCUCGUCUGCGGCAGUUCCGGACAGUUCCAGCAGCAGUUUCAGCAGCAGCCGUUCCAGCAGCAGCCGUUCCAGCAGCGGCAGCAGUUCCAGCAGGCUUCAGGCUCGGGCUUCAGCUGCCCGGACAGGUACGGCUACUUCGCCAACCCGCGGCAGUGCGACGCCUACUACAAGUGCAACGACGGCGUCGCCAGCGAGGAGCUGUGUCCGGAGGGCCUGCUGUUCAACGACAAGAGCACCCCGUUCCAGUACCCCUGCAGCUACCCGAACGAGGUCCAGUGCCUCACCCGUUCCGCCCUACAGCCCGCGCAGCCCACGGCGGACUGCCCGCACCAGUUCGGGUACUUCCCGCUGGGCGACGCCGCGCACUGCGGCCAGUUCCUCAACUGCGCCGCGGGCCGUGGCCACGUCUUCGACUGCCCCGACGGGCUCGCCUUCAACCCCCAGAGCUACCAGUGCGACUGGCCCGACCAGGUGCCCAGCUGCGACGCGGAGGGUAGGUGCCGGAGGACGCCCCGCUAGGAAAAUGGGAUAUCGAAACGAUAU
Messenger RNA from Frankliniella occidentalis (western flower thrips), 646 nucleotides. Its product is annotated as protein obstructor-E-like. Gene Ontology annotation, molecular function: chitin binding. Bases 68 to 622 code for a protein of 184 amino acids. The transcript has 3 exons. Lineage: Eukaryota; Metazoa; Arthropoda; Insecta; Thysanoptera; Thripidae. Gene Ontology annotation, cellular component: extracellular region. The record is from RefSeq and is a predicted model, not a curated record.